Molecule: messenger RNA, 3341 nt
Organism: Wasmannia auropunctata (little fire ant)
Lineage: Eukaryota; Metazoa; Arthropoda; Insecta; Hymenoptera; Formicidae
Gene: IleRS-m
Product: isoleucine--tRNA ligase, mitochondrial
Exons: 15
Coding region: 365-3274 (969 amino acids)
Biological process (GO): isoleucyl-tRNA aminoacylation
Cellular component (GO): cytosol
Molecular function (GO): isoleucine-tRNA ligase activity; ATP binding; aminoacyl-tRNA deacylase activity
Source: RefSeq, a predicted model, not a curated record
CAUACGUGAAUAUAGAUAUCUCCAAAAAUUUUUGCAGACAUUUAAGAAUUAUAAACAUUCAAUUUACGUGAUGUCGAUGUAUUAUUUCUAAACAAAAAUUUCUCUCGAUUUUAUUCAACAUAGUGAAAAUGUAUAAAACAUAAAUAAUUAAAGUACCGAAAAGUAUUUCAAAAUCUCUCGCAGUAGAAAUAUCGAUAUCUUGCGACAUCGAUAGCGAGCACAUGCGUGCGAUGAUUGCGAAGUCGACAAUGUCAGACGGGAUUGUGGCAUUUAAAAAUGGCGUAGUAGGUUCGAGUGGGUGAAGGAGGUUAGGAAAUAGAACAAAAUAGAAGGUGGAAACGGGGUGUCCUUUUGUAUUUAAAUUAUGUCCGUACUCACCGCGAGGAUGAGGCGAUUGUUUAAGACUACCGGGUUCAUGUUGCGGACUUACGCGGAAUUCUGCCGCGCAAUGUGUCUGAGGGGCAUGAAGAGCGCCGCAAAACAAAGCUAUACGAAAACCGUAUUACUACCACAAACCAAUUUCCCGGCGCGAAUCGGUGGCAGGAAACGGGUGGAGAUGGAUAGUUAUUUAAUAGAGAAAUGUGGCUUCUUGGAAUUAUACAACUGGCAAAGGCAGAAUCUUAAGGGACCAGACUUUAUCUUGCACGAUGGGCCACCGUAUGCAAACGGAGAGCUGCACAUGGGUCAUGCUAUUAACAAGGUCCUGAAGGAUAUUACAUUAAGAAGCAAAAUUAUAACAGGCAGGAGGGUGCAUUACGUCCCAGGUUGGGAUUGUCAUGGCUUACCAAUUGAACAGAAAGUGCUUAGUGAUAUAAAAGAUGUGAAAGACAGUCCCUUAGAGAUUCGCCGUAAAGCUGGAAGAUACGCAAGCGACGCUAUAGCAAAGCAACGACAAGUCUUUACAUCGUGGGGCAUUACAGCUGACUGGAGCGAAUCGGGAUGUUAUUUCACGAAUCAUGUCUCAUACGUGAAGAAUCAGAUGCAACAGUUUGUAAAUCUAUAUGACAAAGGGCUCGUGUUUAGAGCUUUUAAACCAGUGCACUGGUCCCCGUCCUCCAGAACGGCAUUAGCAGAGUCGGAACUGGAAUACAACGAGUCUCACGAGAGCAAAAGUGUUAUUGUUCGCAUGCGACUUGAUACGCAUACAUUAACCUCGAGAUUAAAGAAUUUGGAGAAUAGACCACUCUAUGCCCUUAUCUGGACCACUACACCAUGGUCACUGAUAGCUAAUCAAGCUAUAGCUUUCGCCAGUAACAUUGCAUACUGCAUUGUGGAAGACAAUUCGAAAACUUUAUACAUUCUUGCACAAGAGCGCUUGGCAGAUAUUGAGCAAAAGCUUGGUCCGUUAAAAUUGAUUACGACUAUUAUGGGACGGGAAUUGAGCGAAGCCAAAUAUCUUCAUCCUAUUACCAAACGACAUUUGCCAUUCUUGUCCGGGCAUCACGUUACAACCAAUGUUGGUACUGGGCUGGUUCACACAGCUCCCGCGCACGGUAACGAGGACUUUCUCGUCGCUGUUGAGAAUAAUAUACCAGUGUUAUCUUUGAUAGACGACGAUGGAUGUUUCACCAAAGAAGCGGGCGACGAAUUCUCCGGCUUAAACGUCCUGACGAACGAUUGCGCUAACAAGAUCUUGCAACGUAUCGGUGAAGACGUGCUGCACGCUGGCACAAUUACGCACAGCUACCCGUACGAUUGGCGAACCAAGAAGCCUGUGAUCAUCCGCGCGAGUCACCAAUGGUUCAUAGACAUAAUGUCUAUUAAGGAGAGGGCGAUUGACAGCAUCGCGAAUAUAAGGAUAUAUCCGGAGCAAAAUCGGACGUCGUAUUUGAACGCGUUGAUCGCUCAAGUUAAGCAACGACCGUAUUGGUGUAUCUCGCGACAACGAGCCUGGGGAACGCCGAUACCGGUGUUGCACAAUAAACGAACCGGCGAUACGUAUACGAGCAGAAAAUGGGUCGAGAGAUUGUGCAAACUGAUGGAGCGACACGGUACCGACUAUUGGUGGGAGCUGUCUACCGAGAAAUUAAUUGGUCGUGAACUUCGGCAGGAAUUAAACGACAAUAUAGAUGAUUUGGAGAGAGGAACCGAUAUCAUGGAUAUCUGGUUGGAUAGCGGUCUCUCGUGGUCGGCCGUUUUGCCGGAACAUAAAGCAGAUUUGUAUUUAGAGGGAAUGGAUCAAUUUCGCGGUUGGUUUCAGUCAUCAUUACUAACAUCUAUUGCUCUUCAAGAACGUCCUCCCUACAGCGCGCUAUUCGUGCAUGGAUUCGCUGUAGACGAUAAAGCCUCGAAAAUGUCGAAAUCAAUUGGAAAUGUCCUAAAUCCCGAGAUAAUUACUAAAGGUGGAGAAAAUUUGAGUAAAAAUCCAGCAUAUGGCGUUGAUACUCUAAGAUGGUGGGUAGCUAGUCAUGGAUGUCAACACAGUCAGGUUCCGGUCACAACCGCAUUGUUGAGCGAGAGUCACGAAACUGUACAAAAAUUGCGCUUAGUCUUACGAUUCCUCUUGGGUGUUUUACAUUCGUAUAGCGAGGGAAACAUAGUCGAACCGGAAUAUCUCUAUCUUGACAAAUACAUGCUGCAUGCUUUGCAUCAAUAUAAUAAAGAGAUUCAGGGCUUGUACGACAAUUAUUUGUAUCAUCACGCGUGUAAAUUGAUAACGAAUUUCCUGACGAACACCGUGUCCCCGGUAUAUUGUCACUUGAUCAAGGAUAGACUUUACUGCGACGAAGCAGCGUCCCCGACGCGUCUAGCCGCGGUAGAAGUAACGCGUGGGACCCUGACCGUACUCGCGAGAUCUAUCGCGCCGAUCGUUCCGCAUUUAGCGGAAGAAGUGUGGCUGUACCAUCCUGAAAAUUUGGCAUCAGUGCCAUUGUAUCAUUCUGAAUAUAAAGUGUCAGAAACUUGGCAUCAACCGGAAAUCGCUAGGCAUGUACAGACAGCUCUGAACUUGAGAAGUAAGGUGAACACAUUAUCUGAUCGUUACACGUGGGAAUUGUCGGGCAUCUUAAAGGCUUCAAAGGAUGAUUAUGAAUCACUUUCGAUGCUUCAAAAAGAUCGGGAAUCCUCCACGUCGGAGCUAUGCGACAUUUUGCAACUCUCGUCAAUUAUAUUGAUAGAAUCACCCACGGUAACCGAAACGCAGGUUGAGUUACGAAAUAUUGAAAAAAUGAUCUGCCAAAGAUGCAGGCGACAUCCCGAAUUAGAUAAAAACGGCCUUUGCGGUCGUUGCGCUAAGGUACUCGACGUGGCGAAUGUAUCGUCGAUAUCCGUGUGAGCGAGUUAGUGGUUGGCAAUUUCUUAACUAUCGCGUUCAUUUUGCUAAAUAAAUAAAUAUAAAAAAA